AGUAGUCACUCGGAAGAAUUGUUUAGCGCUAUCCAAAUAGCGGUGUUCCGUACGAGAAAGGAUCCACUAAGCAGAUAAUUUCGAUCGAUGCGAGUUCAUAAGCUGUCAAUCAAGUGUGUAAAUUAAAUGCGAUGUCGGAUGCAGUUCGAGCGAACUGGAGUGAACACAAUGCACCGCCGAGAGCUGUGAAUACAUAUGUUCUAGGUAUCAACGCGGCAAUCGAUGCUUAGGUAUAUAGCGCGUUCAAGUGUGUAGAGAUAAGUAAAAUCUGACGAGCAGUAGGUAACUGUUUGGAGUCGAUCAAUGAACGAUUCUAACUAUAUUGCACUUGAUGAACGUGCAGUUUUUUGCAUUGUCCUUGAACUAGUGCGGCGGAAGGCUUGCGGAACAAUUUCUUCAUCUUUUUGUUCGCUGCGCUACGAUUUGCAAUUUAUAUAAAUAGCCAAUCAAUGAUUCGGAGGUCAGUUACCGGUAGACUUCCUCUCCUUAACCACCUAUCAAAACAAACACCGAUACGGGAUACCUGCAAACAUGAGGGCGUUGUUGGUGUUUGGAGUGCUGUGCCUGGCGGCCGCCUGCAUGGCCGACUACUCGCAGGACAUGGCUGUGGCCGAGAGCAAGGGCCAUCACCACGAGCACGGCGGCGGUCACGAGCACCACGGCCACCACCACCACGAGCACGGUGGACACGGACACAAGGGCCACAAGGGCCAUCACCACCACCACAAGGGUGAUGAAGGACAUCACGGCAAGCACCACCACGAGGAUCACCACCAUGAGCAUGGCGGCGGCCACAAGAAGCACUGGGACGAGCACGAUCACCACGGUGAGCACCACGAGCACGGCCACCACCACAAGGGCGGCAAGCACGGCCACCACGAACACCACGACAAGGGAGAACACACCGACGGAUACCACAAGAAAUAUCACAAGGAUCACUUCCACAAGGACCACCACUUCCACGACGGAGACCACAAGGAGGGCAAGCACCACAAACACCACCACCACCACGGCCACCAUGAUACCCACGGGGGACACCACAAGAAGGGCGGUCACCAUCACUCCGGACACCACGAGGGCCACCACGGCAAGCACGGCCAUCACGACAAGCAUCACUACGACGAGGACCACCACGGCCACAAGGGUCACCACGGCCACGAGGAGCACCACCACCACCACCACGACCACGGCAAGAAGGGCGGCCACGACGAUCACAAGCACUGGGGCUUCCAUCACGGCAAGCAUUAACCAUAAUAGCAGUGCUACUAUUAUGGCGGCGUUCGAAGAAACGCAUUCACCAAAAAUUAAUUUGUUAUUGUUGAUGUUUUUAUUUUUAUACGAACAAAAUAAAUGAAAUGAUUAUCUGUUA
Molecule: messenger RNA, 1369 nt
Organism: Cydia pomonella (codling moth)
Lineage: Eukaryota; Metazoa; Arthropoda; Insecta; Lepidoptera; Tortricidae
Product: histidine-rich glycoprotein-like
Exons: 1
Coding region: 532-1248 (238 amino acids)
Source: RefSeq, a predicted model, not a curated record